Messenger RNA from Adineta ricciae, 354 nucleotides. The record is from the annotation of a GenBank genome assembly. NCBI's taxonomy places the organism in Eukaryota, Metazoa, Rotifera, Eurotatoria, Adinetida, Adinetidae.
AUGCAACAAAUGAAGUUAGUUCAAUACAUUUUUCUUCUAUUCUUACCACUGAUGUUUGCGUAUCCAAAUCCACCAACAAAUGAUUAUGAACGGUUUUUGAGCAUGUACGCGAAACAACGGUCAGCGCAUCAAGACACAAUGAAACACGGAAAUUUGGAUGAUGAAUACAUUAUUCGUCAACAACAAAUGUUUCCAUUCUUUCCGAUGCAACAACAACAACAACCGGGACAAUUUCAACAAAUGUGUCUCCCACACAUAUGGACUUGUGGUCCUAAUUUACCACCAUGCUGUCCUGGCUUAAUGUGCUAUGAUGGUAAUGCAAAACGAGGUCGUCAUUGUGUUGCUCGUGGAUAA